Molecule: messenger RNA, 918 nt
Organism: Capronia epimyces CBS 606.96
Lineage: Eukaryota; Fungi; Ascomycota; Eurotiomycetes; Chaetothyriales; Herpotrichiellaceae
Exons: 1
Coding region: 1-918 (305 amino acids)
Source: RefSeq, a predicted model, not a curated record
AUGUCGUCGACACCGUAUCUCGACGCUCUCAGCAGGGACGGGUUCGUGACGAUUCCCAAUCUGAUCCCGCCCCAGUUGUUGCUAGCCCUCAAGGCAUGUAGUAAAUACACCACCGAUAGGGCACGACAAGGCAAGUGGCCAUACGUUCGGACGGUUCCAAAGCAGUAUCCGCCAUGGCAAGAGUGGAAGCCAGGAGACAACAUCUGGGGCAUCCAGCAUCUCCUUCACGCAGACAUGAAUGUCCGAGACACGUUUGCCGAGCUUUACUUCUCUGACGAGGUAUUAUCGGUGGUCAAGGAGUUACUGGGCCUCAAAGAUGAUCCUAACGGCGACGAGAAGUUGGUGAUGGAGCUGUUCAAUCUGCUUGUCAGCCCGGCCCAACACCAAGAUUUUGAGCUGAGCUGGCAUCGAGACGACAUUCGCCCAGACGUGACGCCGGAAGAGGAGGAGAGGCUACUGCAAGAGAAGAGUCCGGGGGGCCAACAGCUACAUGCCCAAUACAACAUUGCCCUGUUUCAGGAUUCGUCUCUCAUUGUCAUCCCGGGCAGCCAUCGGCGUGUGAGGACCGAGACAGAACGAGCGGCUGCUCCCUAUGAGCCACAUUUGCCAGCACAACUUGUGGUGGAGCUUCAGCCGGGGGAUGCCGUGUUCUAUGACAGCAACAUUCUCCAUCGUGGCAUCUACAAGGGCAUUGAUGUAACGAGCGACUUCGGCCGCAUGACACUCCACGGAUCGGUUGGCCUGGCAGGGCAUGGGAAUGAACGGGCACGUCAGGUCCUGCAGCACGCUGUUGGAGACUGGGUGGACAGAGCUCAAUUCUCGAUCGAGGGCCGCAGGGGCGAGCGAGCAGAAGGCAUGCGAAGGAGACUGGUUGACAUGGGCGGCGGAAAAGAUCUGGGAUAUUCUCUAGUAGGCUGA